AUGGCCACCGUUCUGUCGGAAGCCCCGGCAACUCACCGAUCAAAGCGCGAGGGCUCGAGGAGCAGAAGCCCAAACAGAGAGGGUAUGAAGCGGCAGUGCUGGAAAAAGAUUGCCGAACAAGCCGCUGGAAAAGACGAAAAGGAGCAGCAGGUCGCGGACUACAAAUACAGCGAAUACGUGAUGAGCAAUCACGUGAAGCUGAAACGUCACGAAUGCCUCUACAGUGGACUAAUUUCCCUGAACAUCGACCGAGCCAGGGCGUUGACCGAGGUCACAAUCGUGAUGGCAGUACCUAUUCGGUGCGAAGGCAACGUCGCACAAGAUUGCGUUCGACGACCAUCAUGCUACGCUGGGCGACCCAAUCCACCAAUAUCUACAUCAGCAGCAUGGAUUCGUGCGCGCUCAUCUAAAGGUGGCUGGCUUGAACCUUCAAACUCAUCCGGCAACGCGAUCACCGCCCCGAUUGUCAACACCUUCUUUACUCAACUGAGGGCUGACUACCCAGAUAGGGUGCAGACAAUCGCCUCCGAUGCUUGGAGCAACUUCGAGAAUUAUGAAGCCAAAGGCGCGCUCCCGAUCGUCAACGAGAAUGGCGUGCUCUUGCAGGAAGACCACCACUGGUUUCUGCUCUACUUUGAUCUUGAGCGAGGAGUGGUCGAGCUCACGGACUUGCUCUACAAGGAUGAGUCCUGUGAUCAAUACAGAAGAAUGAUCAAAGAUGCGGUGAAGCGCAUCAGCAAGUUGACUUCGAACACCGAGAGAGAAUGGUACCAGCGUUAUUCGGUGGUCGGAUACCCCGCAAGAGGACGGCACCAAGGACAUGAGGCGUUUACGUGUGCCCUCGCGUCGGUGCUCGUGCAGAAGAAGUCUUGGAUCGUCCGUCAAUCUGAGAUGCAGGAUUGGCGUGAUCGAAUUUUCGCCACCAUGUUCAACGACAUCUCGCAUUCUGAC
Molecule: messenger RNA, 951 nt
Organism: Mesorhabditis spiculigera
Lineage: Eukaryota; Metazoa; Nematoda; Chromadorea; Rhabditida; Rhabditidae
Source: the annotation of a GenBank genome assembly